ACGAGAGUUUGUUUUCAAGUAGCUCGAUAUCGAACAAGACAAACUUCUUCGUUCACGCAUUUUACUGUUAGUAGUACUAAAAGAUUAGAGGAUUGUCCAAUGCAUGGAGUGUCAACUACGGUUUAGCCAUCGAAUGCAUGCCACCGAUCAUAGCACUUUUCCUUUCUAUGUCGAUGUAUCUCAACGCAAUUUUUAACACAAAAAAGAUGAGGGAUGUACUGUUAUUCAUUAAAAAUAACCAUAAUUACUACGCGAAUCGUCCAGAAAAGCUGAUUCUUCGAUAUUAUGACGUACAAGGAAGAAAAAUUACACUUUAUUAUGCCUUAUACGUUUACAUAACAGUGGUGGCUUACAUAACGAUACCAGCAAUGUCGCUGCUAAUUGAUUUCAUUAUACCCUCGAAUCAUUCAGAAGAGAAAAGCUUUCCAAUUGAACUCGAUUAUGGCGUGGAUACACAAGAAUAUUUUUAUUAUCUGUUCAUACAUUCAUACAUGACAAUAGCCAUGAUUGCCAAUUUAAUUGCUUCUUGUGAUACUACAUACAUGCUAUACGCCCAACAUGGCUGUGCUUUGUUCGCAAUUGUGAGUUACGAAUUGAGAACUGUGCACAUUUUGGAUGCGAGUAGUUUGAUAAAUUUAAAGGAUCAUCGUUUAUUCGAGAACUACAAAAAUACCGAAUUAUUGCCGGAAGAAGAGAAGAAAAUUUGCACGAAACUGUUUCUUUGUAUAAAAGAAUAUCAAAAUGCAAUAAGAUACUGUAAUCUUGUCGAAUCACUGUUCGCCAAAUCCAUAUUCGUUCAAUUGUUCUUUAACGUUGUCUGCCUUAGCAUUGCAGGAGUCGAAACUGUAAUGAAACUAGGCAAUGCAGCUGAUACGAUACGAUUUGGAUCAUUUACAUUCGCGCAAGCUGCUCACAUAUUCGUCCUCUGCCUUCCUGGGCAAAGAUUAUUGAAUCACAGCGAAGAGGUGUACAACGCGGCAUGCGAGGCUAUGUGGUAUAUAUUUCCUAAAAAGUGUCAUAAUUUAUAUAAAUUUUUACUCGCAAGGACUUUAGUAUUUAGCAAAAUUACAGCUUUCAAAGUAGCGACCAUGUCAAUGGAAACUUUUCUCGCGAUUAUUCAAACAGCAAUGAGUUAUUUUACCGUGUUGCUUUCAACCACGUGAACUUUUAAUGAAAUUAAAAAGCAAUAUAUUUUAGUUGCAUAUUUAAUAAAGAUCGUAGGGGUUUGAUAGAAAAGAGAUUUCCUUCAUUUUAUUUCUGCGAUAAAUACAAGGAUACGUUUUAAAAAACUCAGGGUAACAACUCGCAUGUUUAACAACACCAAUAUUAGAGAUAGAAAGUAACUAGGCAUGUACAAAACAAUUAAGUAUUAAAGUAAAGGCACUGUAUGGUGCACGCACAUUGAAAUUCGCACUUUAUCUUGACUUUGAUCUCCUUCUUGGUUUUUCCUUUUUCCUCGUUGCGUUGCGGUGAUUGAAUUUUUGAAUGCCAAGAUUCGGUAAGUACAAGUAAGUGUAUAUGCGCGUUUUGUUCCUCUCGAGAUACAUACAUAUAUGUAGUGACGGUUAGUGGAUUUUACAGCAUACUGCAUGCUACAUGAACAUCAUGUAAUCAUAAACAAUCUCGAAUUAUUAAAUCGGCUUGACGAUUUUUUCUCGCCU
Bombus pascuorum is the source of this 1661-nucleotide messenger RNA. RefSeq names its product odorant receptor 13a-like. Bases 138 to 1163 code for a protein of 341 amino acids. The record is from RefSeq and is a predicted model, not a curated record. NCBI's taxonomy places the organism in Eukaryota, Metazoa, Arthropoda, Insecta, Hymenoptera, Apidae. Gene Ontology annotation, biological process: sensory perception of smell; detection of chemical stimulus involved in sensory perception of smell. Gene Ontology annotation, molecular function: odorant binding; olfactory receptor activity. The transcript has 9 exons. Gene Ontology annotation, cellular component: plasma membrane.